This is a messenger RNA of Formica exsecta, 1000 nucleotides long. Its product is annotated as trypsin-1-like. NCBI's taxonomy places the organism in Eukaryota, Metazoa, Arthropoda, Insecta, Hymenoptera, Formicidae. The coding region runs from base 117 to 878 and encodes 253 amino acids. The record is from RefSeq and is a predicted model, not a curated record. Gene Ontology annotation, molecular function: serine-type endopeptidase activity. The transcript has 8 exons. Gene Ontology annotation, biological process: proteolysis.
CCGUUUUAUCCCGGUGUUUACACCAAUGUCGCAGAUCUUCGCUGGUGGAUAAAAUGGAAGAGCGAAAGCAAGUUUUACGUUGGUGACAAAAUCUUUUUAUACAAGAGCCGUUAGUCAUGAUUAAUCAGUGCAGAAAGAUGUCCAAGAAUUUUAUCUUAUUCGUCUGCAUCUUUCUGAUGUAUACCGUUAAUACCGAAAGCCAUCAAUAUGUGGACAUCGAGGAUUACCCAUACCACGUAUCGAUCCAAAUAGCCGGACGACACGUCUGCAGCGGCGCAUUCAUACACGAAUCGUGGAUUAUGACUGCGGCAUCCUGCGUUUUCAGAGCGGAAUUGUCGGCAGUAUCCGUACGCGUUCGUUCCUCUUAUAUUUGCACACUAUGUGGCAAUGUCUUAGGAAUAAGCAAUAUUGUAAUUCAUGAAAAAUUCGAUAAGUAUGUAUACUUCAACGAUAUAGCAUUGAUAAAGCUAAAGAGUCCCGCAGAGUUUGGAGAAAAGUUACUUCCUAUCGGACUCCCAGAGAAGGAAAAUGAACAAGUCCAGGAUGGAACACGCUGUGUUGUAACUGGCUGGAAACCGGAGCUUAACCCGGCCAGGCCUCAGCUCACAGCGGCCGCUGUGGCCGUCAUAAAUCAACGUACGUGCAAAGAGAGAAUGCCGAGCUACAAGCCGCUGUCCAAGGAGAUGCUGUGCGCCGUUAACGCGACCCGCCCGUCGGAAACGUGUCAGGGUGAUCUAGGCGCGCCUCUAGUAUCGGAGCAAACGCUGAUUGGCAUUCUAUCCUACGGAUUAGGAUGCGAAACCAGGACACAUCCGGGACUCUACACCCGUAUCAGCAGCUACUUAUCUUGGAUCUUUGUGAACUCCGGUAUCUAUUAGUAAAGCUUACUAAGGCAACAUGUAAAAUCAUUACACCUAAUCCCAAUUAAUGAUACACAAAUUAUAAUGUCGUUUAUAUAAGAGAUUAUAAUGUCAAUCAAUAAAUCGAUUUCUGCAAAUUA